Molecule: messenger RNA, 502 nt
Organism: Podarcis muralis (Common wall lizard)
Lineage: Eukaryota; Metazoa; Chordata; Lepidosauria; Squamata; Lacertidae
Gene: UQCRQ
Product: ubiquinol-cytochrome c reductase complex III subunit VII
Biological process (GO): mitochondrial electron transport, ubiquinol to cytochrome c
Cellular component (GO): respiratory chain complex III
Source: RefSeq, a predicted model, not a curated record
CGAUUCUAUAGAGUCGUUUAAACCGGAAGUGACCUUUCUGGGACCGGAAAAGGGAAAGGAGGACCUGUUGCCUUUUCUGAUGCUGGAGUGAGAAGCGGUGACCUUUCCUGCAAGGAGCUGAGCGGAACAGCCUGCCAAGAUGGGUAUUCACUUUGGAAACUUGGAGAGAGUAAGGCAUGUGAUCACCUACAGCUUGUCUCCAUUUGAACAAAGAGCUUUCCCACACUUCUUCUCCAAAGGAAUUCUUAAUGUCUGGAGGCGGUUCAGUACACAGGUCUUCCGGGUGGUGCCUCCCUUUGUCGCGGCCUAUGUCAUCUAUUCCUGGGGAACCGAAGAAUUUGAACGUCUUAAAAGGAAGAACCCAGCUGACUAUGAGAAUGAUGAAUAAUCUGACAGAUAACAAAGAAAACAGUUGCCAGCAUUUAUUCUUGGCCUCAGCUUGUUGACAUGAAUACGCAAAUAUUUAAAAUAACACUGGUUCAAUAAACCUCUCUUCCUGUUC